GCACUGGCUGGGCCCGGCGCAGCGCUUCCGGGUUGGCCGCGGCGGCCGCGGGGCUGGGGUCGAGGCCGGGCGGCGUGAGUCCAUCGCGGGGGCGCCCGCCAGGUGGGCCCUACGGCCCCGACGCGGGCCGGGCCGGGCGCCCCGGAAAGAUCUCAACCUUCCUGGCCUCCAAAGAAGAUGGCAGACCCGGCCCCUGCGCCCCCAGCGCAGCUCGUGGUGGUACACUCGGACACUCACAGUGACACCGUGCUGGCCAGUUUCGAGGCCCAGAGAAAGAAGGGCUUUCUCUGUGAUAUCACCCUGAUUGUGGAGAGCGUGCACUUCCGGGCCCACAAGGCGCUACUGGCCGCCAGCAGCGAGUACUUCUCCAUGAUGUUCGCGCAAGAGGGGGGCGUGGGCCAGUCCAUCUACGUGCUGGAAGGCCUGGUGGCCGACACCUUCCGGAUCCUGCUGGAGUUCAUCUACACGGGCCGCCUGCACGCCAGCGAGAAGAGCACCGAACAGAUUCUGGCCACUGCUCAAUUCUUGAGGGUCUCUGAUCUGGUCAAGGCCUACACAGACUUCCAGAAUGACCACAGGAGCCCCGGGGAGGCCACAUCCGGGACCCCAGCAGGUGCCUCUGUGGUGGCGAUUUCCAACAAGAACGAUGAGCCAUCCAAGCGCAAGAGGGGAAGGCCAAGGAAGGUCAACAACAGCUCGCAGGAGAGGAAGACGCUGCUCCGGCCACACAGCCCGGCUCAGAACGGACCACACCUUGGGGGUGUGCCAGAGGAGAGAGCCAAGGAAGAUUCAGAACCUGCCGGUGAACUGUGCAGUACCGUGGGGCAAGUGUCCACCAGAAAAGAUGAGAACUGUGAUGCCAGGCCCCAGGAGGGGCAUGAACGCCAAAGUCGCCACAGCAAGCGCAGGAUUCGGAGAUCAGUAAAACUGAAAGAUUACAAGCUCGUGGGGGACGAAGACGGGGACCAGGGUGCAGCCAAGAGGGUUUACGGGAGCAGGCGGCGGCCCCGCAACCCCGAGGCCCGCUGCAAAGACUGUGGCAAGGUCUUUAAGUACCAUCACUUCUUAGCCAUCCACCAGAGGAGCCACACGGGUGAGCGACCUUUCAAAUGUAACGAAUGCGGGAAAGGCUUUGCCCAGAAGCACUCACUGCAGGUGCACACCAGGAUGCACACAGGCGAGCGGCCAUACACCUGUACCGUGUGCGGCAAGGCCCUCACCACCAAGCACUCACUGCUGGAGCACAUGAGCCUGCACUCAGGACAGAAGUCUUUCACCUGUGAUCAGUGUGGAAAAUAUUUCAGCCAGAAAAGACAGCUCAAGAGCCAUUACCGAGUUCACACAGGCCACUCAUUGCCGGAAUGCAACCACUGCCACCGCAAAUUCAUGGACGUAUCUCAGCUGAAGAAACACCUGCGCACACACACAGGCGAGAAGCCAUUUACAUGUGAGAUCUGCGGCAAAUCUUUCACAGCAAAGAGCUCUCUGCAGACCCACAUCCGGAUCCACCGGGGAGAGAAGCCGUACUCCUGUGGCAUCUGCGGCAAGUCCUUUUCAGACUCCAGCGCCAAGAGGAGGCACUGCAUCCUGCACACAGGCAAGAAGCCCUUCUCAUGCCCCGAGUGCAGCCUGCAAUUUGCUCGCCUCGACAACCUGAAGGCCCACUUGAAAAUUCACAGCAAAGAGAAACAGGCAUUGGAGGCCAGCAGCGCUUCUGGGGCUGGUGGCAACAGUGGUAGCAAUGCCAGUGGCGCUGAAGAGGUCCGGAACAUCCUCCAGCUGCAGCCGUAUCAGCUCUCGACCUCAGGGGAGCAGGAAAUCCAGCUCCUCGUCACCGACUCCGUGCACAACAUCAAUUUCAUGUCGGGGCCCAGCCAAGGCAUUAGCCUCGUCACUGCCGAAAGCACCCAGAACCUGAGUGCGGACCCUGCUGCCAACCUGACCCUGCUCACACAGCAGCCAGAGGAGCAGCUGCAGAAUCUGAUUCUGUCGGCCCAGCAGGAGCAGACAGAACACAUGCAGGGCCUCAACAUGAUCGGAACCCAGAUGGAGCCCUCUGCGACGGAGCCCGUGCACGUCAUCACGCUGUCCAAGGAAACCCUGCAGCACUUGCAUGCCCAGCCGGAACACAGCGAGGGGCUGCAUUUAGCAGCCAGCGCUUCAGACCCAGCUCAGCACCUGCAGCUGACCCAGGAGCCGUCUCCACCGCCUCCCGCUCACCAUGUGCCCCAGCCCACCCCACUAGGCCAGGAGCAGAGCUGA
Molecule: messenger RNA, 2262 nt
Organism: Ochotona princeps (American pika)
Lineage: Eukaryota; Metazoa; Chordata; Mammalia; Lagomorpha; Ochotonidae
Gene: ZBTB24
Product: zinc finger and BTB domain containing 24
Exons: 7
Coding region: 178-2262 (694 amino acids)
Biological process (GO): regulation of transcription by RNA polymerase II
Cellular component (GO): nucleus
Molecular function (GO): DNA-binding transcription factor activity, RNA polymerase II-specific; protein binding; RNA polymerase II cis-regulatory region sequence-specific DNA binding
Source: RefSeq, a predicted model, not a curated record